Messenger RNA from Aspergillus welwitschiae, 1879 nucleotides. RefSeq names its product DUF500-domain-containing protein. Gene Ontology annotation, cellular component: actin cortical patch. Gene Ontology annotation, biological process: actin filament bundle assembly; actin cortical patch localization. Gene Ontology annotation, molecular function: phosphatidylinositol binding; actin filament binding. The transcript has a single exon. The record is from RefSeq and is a predicted model, not a curated record. Bases 594 to 1337 code for a protein of 247 amino acids. NCBI's taxonomy places the organism in Eukaryota, Fungi, Ascomycota, Eurotiomycetes, Eurotiales, Aspergillaceae.
CGGGAUUGCUGAUUGGAAGGCAGAAAGAACACCUAAAUUGCGCCUCAACACAAGCCCCCCGCUAGUCUAGAUAACACAGAGUCAAAUGUCGAUUUUAAACCACCUCCCCCACUUGGAUGGGGAGCUCAGUUCUUCUAUUUCUGUGUCACUCUGCUCCUCUAUUGCGAGUGAACCCAUCCAUCGGUUAUCUUCAUCAUCGCUGUUAACGGAAUCACUGCAAUCAUGCCUCCAUUCGAGAAGUUGAGGAAAAUGCAUAGCCCUUUCCCGGGCUCUUUUCGCAGUAGGUUUCUUCCCCCUCUCUAUCAUCGCACAGCGACAUUGGCUCUGAAUUCUGGACUUGGCACAAGAGACGGUGACUGACCAACGCCUCAUGCAGGUGAAUGUAACAAAGCCGCCCGGAUUCUAGAUGCCUUUACGAACCCAUUGAACCCGGAUGGCCGCGACAGUCUCAUUCCCCCAAAAGUCCUCGGAGCUGCCAAGGCAAGUGGCAUUACAACGGUCGCAAAUAAUCCUUCCUCGAUUGACUGACCAGCCAAGGGCAGGGCUUCGCAAUUUUCUCCGUCUCGAAGCUGGGCAUCGUUGGAUCUGUACGAAUGGGCUCGGGCAUUUUAAUCGCGCGCCUCGAGGACGGCGACUGGUCUGCACCUUCAGCCAUCCUGACAGCCGGAGUCGGAGUAGGAUCGCAGCUGGGCGUGGAGGUGACCAAUUUCGUCUUCGUCCUCAACACAACCAGCGCCGUUCGCACAUUUGCCCAGCUGGGGAGUUUGUCUCUGGGCAAGACGGCUUCAUUUGCCAUGGGCCCAUCGGGGAGAUUUGGCGAAGUCAACGGAGUGGUCAGUGCCGGUGGGAUGGCGGGCAUCUUUGUCUACGGCCAUAAUCAAGGUUUCUUUGGUGGCUUCAGUACUGAAGGGAGCAUGAUAUUCGAACGCCGCGGCGCAAACCAGAAGUUAUAUGGGAAGAAGAUCAAGGCGCGCGAUUUAAUCGAGGGCCAGUUCCCACCCCCCGAGGAGGCGGACGAGUUGAUGAACGUCCUACGCUCCGAUCUGUUCGCGCCUCGACCGGAAUUGUACGCUACCUCUUCUGCUUCCACCAAAGGUUCCAUUUCUUCCGGACGGCCAUCGCAGUCGUCUGCCGGCACAGACAUUCAAAAAAAGCCAAUUGAGAUGUCUGCUGAUGAGAUCGUCCAAUUGCCCGCCGAACUACCCGCCGAAUUCAUCGCUGAGCUCCCAGCAGAGGUGGUGCCGGACAUCUACUACGACAAAUCGGUCGGCUCGUCGGAGACGCUGCUGCCUGAGUUGCCAUCCGAGACAGCCUCGGUGCGUCCAGCAAAGAGUUGAUUGUGUCGGAGGAUAGGGACAGUAUUUCUGCGAAUAGUCCGGAAAGUCGAUUUAACUCCAAGUGGGCAUCACCUAGAUGUUUCCAUGCUCGAAACGCAAGGACUGACUUUACAGCACGGUCGGGGCUGAAGAACCUACGGUGAAAAGUCACGGCUGGUCCCAUUAUGACCUCUCCUCACGGCAGCAAGUGCCUUUGACGAUUCGGAAACGACCGGGAAAGGGCCAAAAUCGCGCAGCUGGCUGUUGUUGUUGGUGUUGGAAGGUCUGUAAAACAAACCACGUCUUCUUUAAGGACACACAAGGGUGGCCGUACCGAGGAAUCUAGCUCGGGCUGAGAUAGCGAGUGGGGAGGUUGGUGGAGCAUGAAACUGGCACAGAGAGCGAUCGAGACAAACUGCAUUAUUAUUAGCAUCGUAUCUAGCAGAGGAAAUAAUCAAAGCCAUAUGAUUGCGGGGUGCGGAGUAGGUAGAGCCCAGUGAUGAAUGCUGCAUGGAUUGAAUCCAGGACGUCAGUGAGGAUCUGCUGACGCGACCGGGUGUUUC